Arabidopsis thaliana (thale cress) is the source of this 3174-nucleotide messenger RNA. It is a transcript of the gene RAD4, whose product is annotated as DNA repair protein Rad4 family. Gene Ontology annotation, molecular function: damaged DNA binding; DNA binding. The transcript has 12 exons. NCBI's taxonomy places the organism in Eukaryota, Viridiplantae, Streptophyta, Magnoliopsida, Brassicales, Brassicaceae. The record is from RefSeq and is marked reviewed. Gene Ontology annotation, cellular component: nucleus. The coding region runs from base 296 to 2209 and encodes 637 amino acids. Gene Ontology annotation, biological process: DNA repair; nucleotide-excision repair.
CUCGCAAAUUUUAAAUAGUUGUGAUUUAUUUUGGAAUUUUACCUUAUUUUUAAUAUCCAAAAGGAGAAGUGACGUGGCGAUAUCGAAGCGGUUUAAUGAAGUGAUGGCCCCAUCUUAAAGAAAUCAAUGACCCUUAUCGUUCCACUUCUAUCGGAGUCGGAGUUUUUUUUUGUUGUUGUUGUAUUCCGUACGUCGGUCGUUGUCGGGAGAAUUGGCGCGUGAAAUCCUUGGCUCCGUCGAAUACGUCUGCCUCCGACGGCUGUGAGUCGCAUGAUUGAGUCGUGGGUUUCUCUUGAUGAAGUCUAGAAGUGAAAGUAAGAAUUGUAGGCUUGCACAAGCCUCUAGAGUAGCAGUCAACAAAGUUCUAGACAAAAGCAGCGCCCGUGGCUCUCGAGGCAAGAAGAAGCAAGAUGAUAACUGUGAUUCCGCUAAGCGGGAUAAAGGCGUAAACGGUAAGGGAAAGCAAGCGCUCGACGCAAGAUUGAUUGAUAACGUUCUAGAGGACAGGGGAUGUGGUAAUGUUGAUGAUGAUGAAAUGAAUGAUUCAGACUGGGAAGACUGUCCAAUCCCUAGUCUUGAUAGUACGGUUGAUGAUAAUAAUGUUGAUGACACCAGAGAGCUAACCAUAGAAUUUGAUGAUGAUGUUCCUGAUGCUAAGAAGCAGAAGAAUGCAUACCGUGCAACAGCAGAAGACAAGGUACGGGCGGAACUUGUCCAUAAGGUGCACUUGCUCUGUCUGCUUGCAAGAGGGAGGAUAGUUGACAGUGCUUGUAAUGAUCCCUUGAUUCAGGCUGCCUUGCUUUCACUUCUACCAUCAUACUUGACAAAAGUAUCAAAUCUCGAGAAAGUUACUGUCAAGGAUAUAGCCCCUCUUCUUCGUUGGGUUCGUGAAAACUUUUCUGUUAGUUGUUCUCCCAGUUCUGAGAAAUCUUUUCGUACAUCCCUAGCAUUUGCUCUUGAAUCUCGUAAAGGCACAGCGGAAGAGCUUGCAGCACUGGCUGUUGCUUUGCUUAGAGCAUUAAAGCUCACAACCCGGUUUGUGUCUAUUCUUGAUGUUGCAUCCUUAAAACCUGGGGCCGAUAGGAAUGAAUCAUCAGGUCAAAACAGAGCUAAAAUGAAGCAUGGGAUAUUCAGGACGUCAACACUUAUGGUACCAAAACAGCAGGCCAUCUCGUCAUACCCGAAGAAAUCUUCCUCCCAUGUUAAGAAUAAAAGUCCCUUUGAAAAGCCUCAGCUUGGGAAUCCCCUGGGCUCUGAUCAGGUACAAGACAAUGCAGUCAAUUCAUCUUGUGAAGCAGGAAUGUCCAUAAAAUCUGACGGAACAAGGAGGAAAGGAGAUGUUGAGUUCGAGAGGCAAAUAGCCAUGGCUUUGUCUGCAACUGCAGACAACCAACAGAGCUCUCAAGUGAACAAUACGAAGAAAGUUCGUGAAAUAACAAAAAUAAGUAAUAGCUCGUCAGUUUCUGACCAAGUAAUAUCCACGGCUUUCGGUUCUAAGAAAGUAGAUUCUCCCCUUUGUUGGCUUGAGGUGUAUUGCAAUGGGGAAAACAUGGAUGGGAAAUGGGUCCAUGUCGAUGCUGUUAAUGGAAUGAUAGAUGCAGAGCAAAACAUUGAAGCAGCAGCUGCCGCAUGCAAAACCGUUCUCAGAUAUGUUGUUGCAUUUGCUGCUGGUGGAGCUAAAGAUGUCACUCGCAGGUACUGUACAAAGUGGCACACUAUUUCAUCCAAACGGGUGUCUUCAGUGUGGUGGGAUAUGGUAUUAGCACCGUUAGUACAUCUCGAGUCAGGUGCAACUCACGAUGAAGACAUUGCUCUGAGAAAUUUCAAUGGCCUAAAUCCUGUUUCUAGUAGAGCUUCCUCGAGUAGCUCGUCGUUUGGUAUAAGGAGUGCUCUUGAAGAUAUGGAGUUGGCUACACGGGCGCUGACUGAGUCUCUUCCUACUAACCAGCAGGCUUAUAAAAGUCAUGAAAUAUAUGCUAUUGAGAAAUGGCUUCACAAGAACCAGAUACUUCACCCAAAAGGUCCAGUUCUGGGAUUUUGCUCUGGUCAUCCAGUAUAUCCUCGAACCUGUGUGCAGACUCUUAAAACAAAAGAAAGAUGGCUUCGUGAUGGGCUACAACUUAAGGCGAAUGAAGUUCCCUCAAAGGUUUCCGUGUUUUAUUCUCUCCCUGAUGAUUAUCUUAGUCGUUCCCCUUUUUUUUCGGUUUGAUGAUCAACUCUUGAAGUCCAUUAUUACCUUAGAUUCUUAAGCGAAACUCGAAGUUCAAGAAAGUAAAAGAUUUUGAAGAUGGCGACAACAACAUUAAAGGUGGUUCUUCUUGCAUGGAACUAUAUGGGAAGUGGCAAAUGGAACCAUUGUGUCUCCCUCCCGCUGUUAAUGGAAUUGUGCCCAAGAACGAGCGCGGUCAAGUUGAUGUCUGGUCUGAGAAAUGUCUCCCACCUGGAACAGUCCACUUAAGGUUUCCUCGAAUAUUUGCGGUUGCUAAGAGAUUCGGUAUAGAUUAUGCACCUGCCAUGGUUGGUUUCGAGUACAGAAGUGGAGGUGCUACUCCUAUUUUUGAAGGUAUUGUGGUCUGUACCGAGUUCAAAGACACAAUCCUCGAGGCAUAUGCAGAAGAACAAGAAAAGAAAGAAGAAGAGGAGAGAAGAAGAAAUGAGGCACAAGCAGCUUCGAGAUGGUAUCAGCUUCUUUCGUCUAUCUUAACCCGUGAAAGAUUGAAAAACCGUUACGCUAAUAACUCUAACGAUGUCGAAGCCAAGAGUUUGGAAGUGAAUUCAGAAACAGUCGUUAAGGCAAAGAAUGUGAAAGCACCUGAAAAGCAGAGAGUGGCUAAGAGAGGAGAAAAGUCACGAGUAAGAAAGUCUCGUAAUGAAGAUGAAAGUCAUGAACAUGUGUUUCUUGAUGAGGAAGAAACCUUUGAUGAGGAAACCUCUGUGAAAACGAAACGCUGCAAAUGUGGCUUCUCUGUCGAAGUUGAACAAAUGUAGUUUUGACUUCGUUUACUGGCCCUAGGAGUCUAGCUAGGAGUUUCAUUUGUUUAGAAAAUGAUUUUACAUAAAAUUAGGGUGAUCUAUCUAUUAUUCCACCGAAAAUUUUGAUUUUAAGUCUUAACCACAGAGUUUGACCUUGUUUAAGGAACUACUUAAAACAAAGCUUGCCAAGUUUGAAGGAAA